AUGUAUGGCGUGAUUUUGAAAUGUCUCGCAGAGACCACAUUGGGCGCUGAAAGCGUCCGCGUGCCGGCGAAGGAGGGUCCCCCGGGCCAGCCGACCAAGUCGAACCCGAGCAAGCGGCACCGGGAGCGGUUGAACGCCGAACUGGACACGCUGGCCAGCCUGCUUCCCUUCGACCAGAAUGUGCUGUCCAAGCUCGACAAGCUCUCCAUCCUCAGGCUCAGCGUGUCCUACCUGCGCACCAAGAGCUACUUCCAGGCGUCCCUGCACCGCGGCCUGGAGCGGCACGACGGCCACCCGCACAAGAGCAGGGAGCUUCUGUACAUCGAGUCCCUCAUCGAGGGAGACCUCAUCCUGCAGGCGCUGAACGGCUUUCUGCUCAUCCUGACCUGUGACGGAGAAGUCUUCUACGCUUCGCACACGGUCGAAACCUACCUGGGCUUUCAUCAGUCAGACAUCUGCCACCAAAGCGUGUACGAGCUCGUCCACUCCGAGGACCGGGAAGAGCUGCAGCGGUUCCUGCUCUGGAACUCCCAGCUGCCUUCGGACAGGAGCGCCAUCGCGCUACAAGAGGCCCUGCUGCCCGAAAAUGCGCAGUACUUGGAACGGAACUUCACGGUGCGGUUCCGCUGCCUGUUGGACAACACGUCGGGGUUCUUGCGGUUGGACAUCCAGGGUAAGGUCCGAGUGCUGCACGGUCAGAACCACAAGACGGAAGAACCUCCGCUGGCGCUGUUCGCCGUGUGCACUCCCUUCGGCCCGCCGUCGCUGCUUGAGAUGCCCCAGAAGGAGUCCAUGUUCAAGAGCAAGCACAAACUGGACCUCGCCAUGGUGUCCAUGGACCAGAGGGGCAAGCAGUUGCUGGGCUACGCAGACUCCGAUUUCAUGAGCCAGGGUGGCUACGACCUGGUACAUUUCGACGACCUGGCCUACGUAGCAAGCGCCCAUCAAGAGUUGCUGAAGACAGGCGCCUCAGGCCUAAUCGCCUACAGGCUGUCCACAAAAGACGGCAAAUGGCAGUGGCUGCAGACCAGCGCCCGUCUGGUCUACAAGAACUCCAAGCCAGAUUUCAUCCUCUGCACCCACAGGCCACUCAUGGAGGAGGAAGGACGGGACCUUUUGGGCAAGCGUACGAUGGACUUCAAGGUGACCUAUCUAGACGCCGGCUUGACGACGUCAAGCAGCUGCUCGUCAACGAGUAGCGAGAGGAACGGCGGCAGCGGCAGCCUCCUAUCCGAAAACGACUUCAUCCUGCGCUGCCAGCGAAACCGCCGCUACAAGUCGCAGAUCCGGGACCUGCUCAGCCGAGGCAAGCGCGGCAAGACGUCUCCCGCGGGAGAGGCCCCCACGCCGCCGCCUCCGGCCUACCUGGAGGACUACGGCAACGUGUACGCGACGACGCCGUAUGCGGCGGCCGACAACGGCCUGCCCGGCUACGGCGUGCCGCAGAACCUCUUCCUGGACAACUCAAGGUUUCUGGCACCCGAGAACUUCCUCCACUACCGGCACCUGAGCGGCUAUUACACCCCCGAGUAUCCGCAAUACGGAAACGGCUUCCUGGACCCGACAGCCAGGUAUCCGUACCAGGAGCAGAAAGACGACAAGCUGUACCCGUGCCAGCUGGACAAGUACAACGGCGUCCAGGCGCCCAAGACGUGCUGCGACCCGUACGGCAACGCGUUGCUCCCCGAGCGCCAGCUGGGCUUCGGCCUGUCGGACUGCCUGCUGCGGCCGGCUGCCAAGGCGGCCCCCAAGGAAGACGUGGCGGCCACGCGCCAGAGCGUGCUCAUGUGGGGCGCCCCGGCCGCCGGCGCUUCUUCGGCGGACCCCGGCUGCAAGUGGAGCACGCUGGCCGCGGCCUCGGCGCCCAAGACCUCGUCGCCGCACAACAGCUCCAGUCCCGUGGGCGCCAGGGUGGCGCCGACGCCCUACGCACCCGCGCCCGCCUACACGCACGAGAUGGUGCCGGAGGGUUGGCAAAUGGAAGCCAUGGCUCCUUGGAGACCCCAUCUGCCGGCCCUCAGCUAGGAAGGAGCAUUUCAACUCGUCGGUGAGCUUAGGACUCCACAAAGCACGAUGGAUGCCAUCGAAGUCAACGAAAAUGGACCUUUGUGAAACAGUCGAAGGGCACCGCCUCCUGUCGGACAAAAUGUGCAACGCAGCAACGCCCCAAACGACGGACUACUCUCGAGCCAGCUUCCAAGGGCUCCGUCGCUUCGCAACAGCGGACUCGCAUCUUCGUGUGUGUGUGUGCCUGUGUUGACAGUGAAGUGUGCAACUGUGUGUGCAUGUGUCUGUAGUGUGUGCAGUUCGUGGAAGCAAGUGGACCACUCUGCUUCAGGCAUGUGAUGGACAAAACGUGGCAUCUUAGGAAAAACUGCACCGCUCCAUUCCUCAAACGUCUCACUAAACCCAGGUUUAGACCACGAAACCCCGGAAACAAAUGCCUUGCCCUUUCAUCCCCGACUCUUUCCGCUACAAAUAGACAAAAUACCUGCUUUAGAAAGAUACAUUGGUUUACCGAGCCUCCCAAGAGGUGAAGCUUAAUAACAUUGUUGAGUAAUCAUUGGAUGUCAAGCAACCGUACGGUAUUUCUCCGAGGGCAGAAAAGGCAGGUGUAAUUUCAUUCGAGAUUCUGUGGUUUGAACAUUUCCUUUGAAGAGGAGUUUCUGCAGAUUCCAGAUCCCCUAGUCAUUCCAACUGCAAAACUGGAGUGCUCAGAUUUCCAAUGAGAAAGUGUUCGAAGCAUGCUAGAGCCCUUUUGUUACUUUACGUUUUGUUUUAUGCUACAUUAGCAACACGUUCGCCCCAAGGCACAUCGUUUCGGUGCACUUCAGACCCAAGGAAGUCAAGUUUUCAUUACAUUCAACAGAUUGGUGACCAAGCUGCCGAGAAAAAUGUGGGUAAGAUUAGUUUCAACUCUGCACUCAACAAUCGAGGCAAUGUGAUUUCCACAACUGAGGAAGGAUCUCGUACUGUCUAUGAAAAAGGAAUGAGUUUGAUGUUCACACAAUGAUUUGAAAGGAAAGAUGUCCACAAGUUUAAAACAAUGCCCCAAAUAUAGGCAAAAAUCUUAUCCUUAAUAAAUGACAGGGUGCAGAAUGUGAUUUGUAACUACUGAAACAUUCUAUGGAGUAUUUAUUCUGUGUAAAUACCAAUCCAUCACAACAUUCGUGGCGAUGUGAUUGUUGCCCACUGAAAUGGAAAAUGUUGAGGGGACGAGACUCUUGCCUGUGCAACCAAAGGAGUGUUUUGCUUUGCUUGUGUCAAAAAAACAUUAAAUCAAGAAUGCAAUUUUUCUGAAAGCAAUGGUAUAAAUGAAAUAAAUUUCUCUCAACAUGCGCC
Molecule: messenger RNA, 3342 nt
Organism: Ixodes scapularis (black-legged tick)
Lineage: Eukaryota; Metazoa; Arthropoda; Arachnida; Ixodida; Ixodidae
Gene: ss
Product: aryl hydrocarbon receptor
Exons: 13
Coding region: 1-2025 (674 amino acids)
Biological process (GO): regulation of transcription by RNA polymerase II
Cellular component (GO): nucleus; aryl hydrocarbon receptor complex
Molecular function (GO): protein dimerization activity; transcription cis-regulatory region binding; nuclear receptor activity
Source: RefSeq, a predicted model, not a curated record